AAAAUAUAUAAACAGUUAACAUGAAAAUACUAAAUGAUUAACAAACUUUUUUAGUUUUCUUUUUAGACUUGCGUUGAACUCUUUUCAUCCAUUCCCUAUACUUUGCGGUGGUUCGGGAAUAAUAUCAAUCAUAAACGCGAUGAAUGACUGUAAUCGAUGAGCAAUGUUACGAGGCAAAAGUAUUGGAAAUCCCGUAGAAAAACCAUGUAUAACUUUACUUUGAAGAUUUGCAGUCGGUGGGCUACAUAAACUGAUACGAUGAAGAAAAUAGCCACAAAAGAAGAUAACAACAAUUUGAAUUGAUUCAACGAGUUAACGGACUUUUGAUUAGGACUAUGACGAAGCAAGAUGCCGCGCUGAGAAAGGACAUCUCGAAGAGACACGAAAGAUUUCCUCUAGCAAGCAAUUACUUGUCAAUGACCCACUGACCAAGGAUCGGAUCAAAGUUACCAGGAAAAAGACUUAGAAACUACAAAGAGGGAAUCCAUAUUCUUCAAACGAGUUAUACUGUAAAAAGGAAACAUGUUUUCAUCUUACAAAAAAAACAUCAACAAAAUAUACAAUUUAAAAGCGUGCAACUAGCGGUAAUAAAGUUACGCAUACAUAUACGCUUCAUGCUCUCUAUCCACUGUCACCAACAAGCAGUCGGCAGCAGUCAAUGAAACACGUGUAAAAGUGACCUGUUCUUCCUUGUCGCCUUCCCAAAUGAAAGAAGAUAAAUGAUCUUCAAGCAAGGUGAACAAAAGAAUCCUCCGACCCGUCGGACCCAACGGCAUAGCGAUGCUGCUGCUCUACAUUGAUCUACGCAUCGUUCUACCGCGCUAACGCUAAAACGAAACGAUGAAAACCUCACGCUGAAAACACUUGUGCACACAAACUCACACAUAAAACUCCUUCGGCCGAUGAUGAUCAAAUCAUCUACCGAGCCGAGUAUAACCUUCCUCACAAAAAGGGGGAAAGAGCUAUUGAUGAAGAAAAACUGGAAAACAGUUCGCGCUUCGUACGCUAAGAGUUUGCGUGGAAAACGUGGUAGCAUAUAAUAAUACCGAAACAGUGGAAAUAAAUAAAACACGGGACAACAUUAUCAUGUCGAUUUAUGUCUGAAUAGGAUCCUCGGGACAAGAGCGAAGAUGAAGAGCUAAUGUGACGAUCAACGAGCGUUAGUGUCGUUCGACAUGUCGUAUGAAACGUUUCUUUAAUGGCAGACGGAAGUUCUAGCGUGUGGUACAAGUGCUUUAGAUAAAAUUCGCGGUCGCAUUUCAUCUGAGACAUGUUGUUGCUGAUUGUGGUUCCAGAGCAGAAUGAUACGCUGGCUAAUGUUAAGGGAUAGAUAAGGUGUGCAAUGUGCAUACAAAAACGGCAACCGUUUCCGUAUGCAAAUUAGAAAAAAAAACACACAAACACAUUUAGUGCAAAUAUUGUGCAGUUCCAUUUCAUACAGAACAGGGCUUACAAAGUGUCGAAUGCAUAAUGAAUAUAGCCGAUCUCAUUCCAAUCGAUCUUUCGAACGAUCGUGAAUAUCCGUCCGUGUGCAGUUCGCCGUUGAUCACUGGCAGCGAUGUGGCGCACCGGACGAUAGAUGUUCCGUCCUCCAUUAGCUACAUCCACGUACCUACGCCAACGUUCGCCACGUUUGCUGCUCCAGUGCCCGCCACACUGCCGGCGAUCUUUCCCUCCACAACGUUCGAACGACGUUACCCGACGAGACGUACCACGAAUCUUGGCGCUACGACCACCACACUUUACUCCGUGCCGAUAGCUUCACCACCGGUACAAGUGCUAGCAACCGGGCACGAUGACCAUGGUGACCCGAGCGGGACCAACACCAUACCGGUCAGUGUGCUUAAACUGACGCCACCACGAUCGUCUCCACCUGCCACGUUGCUACAGGCGAACGAUGUGCACCGUUCGCCGACACCCGUGUUUGCGAUGGAUUUUACCCGCAUCAGCAGUACCGCGACAGGGGACGAUAGUGACCGUUUGGUGAAGAACGUGGUGCUAUCGUUUGCCAGCAGUUCCAAGGAACCCGAACAUAUCUUAACGGAGGGUGGAUAUUCUUGCGGUGGGCAAAGCCUAACCACCAUGACGACACCUUCGUCCAAUUCUUCCUCAUCGUCUGUGGCGGAUGUACUGAACCAUUGUGACGUUAGUCUCUGGAGGAAGCGAGCACUGGAGAUUGAAAAAGAUUACAAAAAAUCCGCAUGUGAUCGCGAACGGACAAGGAUGCGUGAUAUGAACCGUGCGUUCGAUAUGUUACGCUCGAAACUACCCAACAAGAAACCGUCCGGGAAGAAGUACUCCAAGAUCGAGUGUUUAAGAGUCGCAAUACAGUACAUCAGGCACUUAAGGCGAGAACUAGAAUAUCCUACCACACCGUCACCGGAACCGCACGAGUAUACGUACGAGGUGGUUACACCGUUCAAUCACAUCCCACCGCCGUCGGGUACCUACGUUGGGUUGGACACGAACAACAACAGUUUGCCGAUUGUUUCGGCCCAUUCCUUUACCGUGGUUACACCACCGAGACCAUCGGCACCGCAGCCUAUUAUGCCGGCGUUACCCACACCACAGCCACCGGUUCCACCUGCUGUAGCACACAACCAUCAGUGGUACAUAGCGAACAGUGCCGAUGGGUACAGUUACUAUUAUCUUCCAUAGCACCUUUGGGGGUUUUUUUAAGUAAUUGUUUGUAAUGUUAAAUCCUUAAAAUAUAGCUUGCUAGAAGUAAUGAUGCAUCCAAA
This is a messenger RNA of Anopheles funestus (African malaria mosquito), 2741 nucleotides long. RefSeq lists its product as uncharacterized. The transcript has 3 exons. Gene Ontology annotation, biological process: regulation of transcription by RNA polymerase II; mesoderm formation. Gene Ontology annotation, cellular component: nucleus. NCBI's taxonomy places the organism in Eukaryota, Metazoa, Arthropoda, Insecta, Diptera, Culicidae. Gene Ontology annotation, molecular function: DNA-binding transcription factor activity, RNA polymerase II-specific; RNA polymerase II cis-regulatory region sequence-specific DNA binding; protein dimerization activity. Bases 1471 to 2658 code for a protein of 395 amino acids. The record is from RefSeq and is a predicted model, not a curated record.